CCUCCCCUCCUCCUCCUCCUCUUGCACUCCUCACCCGCUCCGGACCAGAGGCGCCGCACGAGGUCCGUCGAGGAGGUGGUGGAGCAAGCCGCGUCCGGGCCGUCCGCGCCGUGUAUCUUUCACUGUACCGCGCAGCGUUUACAUGGCGCCGAGCUACGAGAUGGCCGCCUCCAUCCUGCUCUGCGCCGAGGACAGCAGCAGCGUCUUCGGCUUCGGCGACGAGGAGGAGUCGUCCUCGUCGUCGGCGGCGGGAGGGUCGCCGUACUGCGGCGGCGAGCUGGCCGUGGAGUUCCCGCUGCCGUCGGAGGAAUGCGUGGCGCGCUGGGUGGCGACGGAGGCGGAGCACAUGCCCAGGGAGGACUACGCGGAGCGGCUCCGCGCCGGGGGCGUGGAUCUCCGCGUGCGGGUCGACGCCGUCGACUGGAUAUGGAAGGUUCACGCGCACUACGGCUUCGGCCCCGUCACCGCCUGCUUGGCCCUCAACUACAUGGACCGCUUCCUCUCGCUCUACCACAUACCCGAAGGCAAGGCCUGGAUGACGCAGCUGCUCUCGGUGGCGUGCUUGUCGCUCGCUGCCAAGAUGGAGGAGACUUCCGUGCCCCAGUCCAUGGACCUGCAGGCCGGGGACGCGCGGUACGUGUUCGAGGCCAAGACGAUCCAGAGGAUGGAGCUGCUGGUCCUCAGCACGCUCAAAUGGCGGAUGCAGGCCGUCACCCCCUUCUCCUACCUCGACUACUUCCUCCACCAGCUGAGCGGCGGCAGUGCGCCGUCGAGGCAGGCCGUCCGGGACGCCGCCGAGCUCGUCCUCUGCAUAUCCAGAGGGACCAACUGCCUGGAGUUCCGGCCCUCGGAGAUCGCCGCGACGGUCGCCGCCGCCGUGGCCGGGGAAGAAGGCGCUUGCUGCACCCACGUAGAUAAGGAGCGGGUGGUGAGUUGCCAUGAAGCCAUGAUCCAGGCCACCGGCGCCACUGUGCCGCCACCUAAAACCGCAAGCCUGAUGAUGGGCAGAGCCUACUCCCCCGCCAUGUCUGCGCCGCGGAGCCCCACCGGGGUGCUGGACCUGGACGCCGGCUACCUUAGCAGCUGCACAAGCGACGGCACAAGCACGGCCACCAUGGCAGCAUCCUCGUCGCCUCCGAGCGCGAGCUCCGGCUUCGACAGCUCCCCGGUCAGCAGCAAGAGGAGGAAGAUCAGCAGAUGAUGAUUUGGACGAUGAUAUGCUCCAACCCCACCGGUCUACCCCCCCAAAAAAAAUCUUGAUAGAUUGAUUAAAGGUCUCUCGGUGCGCAAGUCAAAUGAUUUCGAUGCACUGCGAUGAGCUUUUGAUGGCGCUGAAAGGACCAAAGGCAGCGCGUUGUGGACAUGACAAGAGCGCAAAGACGUCCAUGGAUGGAUGAAUAAAGACGGGCCAGGCUCGGAAUUACUGCUACUAUCGGUAGGCAGGGACAAUGGUGGUCGUUCCCGAAAGAGCAAAGGUUUUGUGCAAUGACGAAGCUGUGGAUGCGAUGAGAUGGGACGCCCAAAAAUAAUAAGACGGCGGCACAACGCAAGAGCACCGACUGUCCUAGCUCUGUUUUAGCUGCUGCUUAGUUUGCACUGUCCUGUAACUUUCCCCUGUUUCCUUUGUGAAAAAUGAAAAAAAAUGAGAGCGAAACAAAAACAAAAUUUUGGGCGUCGAA
Molecule: messenger RNA, 1679 nt
Organism: Hordeum vulgare subsp. vulgare (domesticated barley)
Lineage: Eukaryota; Viridiplantae; Streptophyta; Magnoliopsida; Poales; Poaceae
Product: cyclin-D4-1-like
Exons: 6
Coding region: 143-1201 (352 amino acids)
Biological process (GO): regulation of cyclin-dependent protein serine/threonine kinase activity; mitotic cell cycle phase transition
Cellular component (GO): cyclin-dependent protein kinase holoenzyme complex; cytoplasm; nucleus
Molecular function (GO): cyclin-dependent protein serine/threonine kinase regulator activity
Source: RefSeq, a predicted model, not a curated record